Lymnaea stagnalis (great pond snail) is the source of this 8810-nucleotide messenger RNA. NCBI's taxonomy places the organism in Eukaryota, Metazoa, Mollusca, Gastropoda, Lymnaeidae. The record is from the annotation of a GenBank genome assembly.
GGGGAAGAGAUCGAUAUUCUGGCAGACGAUGGCCUCAACUUCCAGGAAGGCGCCUGAUGCCGUGUGACACGAUGAGUAAGACAACCUUGCCCAGCCCUCCACCGCUAGGGAGAUCCUGGACAAAAGUGUUGUGAGGUCUGCGAGGCACCCGUGUGAACCUAGUGUAGUAAGCUACACAGGAAACAACUGCAUCUCUACCAGAAGGUAGGCCGCCAUCCAUCUCUCUCUCUCUCUCUCUCUCUCUCUCUCUCUCUCUCUCUCUCUCUCUCUGUGUCCUCAUCUCUCUGUGUCGACAUUAAAAUUAAAUGAUUCAAUGUUUGACACACAGAAGGUGGGCCCUCUCUGUGUCGUCUUUAAAUACUUCACACACUGAAGGUAAGCUUCUCUCUGUGUCGUCAUCUCUCUGUGCCGUCAUCUCCAUGUUUCGUCAUCUCUCGGUGUCGUCAUCUCCCUGUGCCGUCAUCUCCCUGUGCCGUCAUCUCUCUGUGACGUCGUCUCUGUGUGUGCCGUAAUCUCUCUGUGUUGUCAUCUCUCAGUGUCGUCAUAUGUCUGUGUCGUCAUCUCUCUGUGACGUCAUCUCUUGGUGUCGUCAUAUCACGGUGUCGCCAUCUCACAGUGUCGUCAUCUCUCUGUGUCGGUAUCCCUCUGUGUUGCCAUCUCACUGUCUCGCCAUCUCACUGUGUCGUCAUCUCUGUGACGUCAACACUCGGUGUCGUCAUAUCUCGGUGUCGUCAUCUCACGGUGUCGCCAUCUCACUGUGUCGUCAUCUCUCUGUGUCGGCUUUAAUGUUUCAAUGUUGAACACACACUUUGCUGAUAGAAAGUUGUACUCAGGAACUUGUAAGUUAAGUUUUUUAAACACCUGACAGUGGCGGAUACUGGAUGAAAGAUAAGCAACACUAGUAAAACACACUAAUGUAAAGGAUUUUAAAAAAAAAAAAAUUACAAGUUGUGCCUCCCCCCUCCUUUUCCCAGUCCCAUCCCCAAGAUUUUAACCGUGCCUUUUUAUUUAAAUUUUUUUUUAACUAUAUUAUUUUUUCUGUUUCUUUUCUACCACUGCAAAGUUAUUUAAAUUCAACUUUUACAUAGGCAGAGUUCCUUCUGUGAAGUCUUGCUGAUCUCCUUCUCAAAUAUAGGCCAACAUUGAGUUGUUGUUGUUUGUUUUUUUUAUCUGAUAAUUUGUUGACGUGAAAAUCUACAUAACAUUAACACAUUGCUUGGAAAUAUAAAAAUAAUUUUUUUAACACUUGAAUUAAGGUAAAGCAUCCAAAUUAUUGAUGUGGAAAUAAAAAUAUAAAAAAACAUUAGCUCCCAAAUGUGUUUGUAUCCACAUCAAUCAUUUGGCUGCCCAAGCUUGAGUUGAUCAUUAUCAUUUUCCCAGCAAUCGUGAAUACUAAUUGGCUAAUUUUGCUUCUCAACAGAUUCAGCCAAUGCAAAAAUCCCUGAUUGAGGGAGGGCUCAGUGAAAAUAAUUCCAAGAAUUUUUCAACAUCAAGAGCUUAUUAAAAGGAUGACUGAAGAAUUAAUAGUCUGUUAGCUUGAGAUGAGCAGAGAUUUGGCUAACGUUAUGAAGUGCACUCAAUACGUUGGAAGGCUUCAGAAGAGUUUCUGACACAAUUAUUUUUAAGUCUGGUCGCCCAUUAAAAUCAUCAUAAUAGGCCAGGUGCAGACUAUGUCCGGUGACAUGAAGAAAGACAUCCGCUCUGAGGCCAGGAGCUUCAGUGCCAGCUUGACCAACGUGUUUCUACUGAAGAGGCGCGACCCACAGUCCAAGAACCUGUUGGAGAAGGCACAGGUGAGGGGGUCAGCAGGCUCAGCCGUGUGGUCAGCAGUAUGUGGAGUAUUUACCUUUAAAAACUAGUCUAGGUUAGGCAUGCUUCAAAGUUACAAGGCAUUGAAAAAUCUUAGGGAUGCUCUGCAUGAUCAUUAUGUCAUAUGGAAUUCAUGGUCAUUAUGUCAUAUGUAUUUCAUGAUCAUUAUGUCCUAUUGAAUUCAUGGUCAUUAUGUCAUAUGAAAUUCAUGAUUAUUAUGUCAUGUGGAAUUCAUGGUCAUUAUGUCAUAUGGAAUUCAUGAUCAACAUGUCAUAUGUAUUUCAUGAUCAUUAUGUCCUAUCGAAUUUGUGGUCAUUAUGUCAUAUGAAAUUCAUGAUUAUUAUGUCAUGUGGAAUUCAUAGUCAUUAUGUCAUAUGGAACUCAUGAUCAUCAUGUCAUAUAGAAUUCAUGAUCAUUAUGUCAUAUUGAAUUCAUGGUCAUCAUGUGGAAUCCAUGAUCAUUAUUUCAUAUGUAAUUCAUGGUCAUAUAGAAUCCAUGAUCAUUAUGUCAUAUGGAAUUCAUGAUCAUUAUGCCAUGUGGAAUUCAUGAUCAUUAUGUCAUAUCAAAUUCAUGAUCAUUAUAUCAUAUCAAAUUCAUGAUCAUUAUGCCACAUCAAAUUCAUGAUAAUUUUGUCAUAUGAAAUUCAUGAUAAUUAUGUCAUGUAGAAUUCAUGAUCAUUAUGUCAUAUGGAAUUCAUAAUCAUCAUGUCAUAUGGAAUUCAUGAGCAUUCAUUAGAGACCAAAAAAAAAAAAAAAAAAAAAAUUCUAAUACAAAAAUUUAAAAUAAAUAUGCCACAUCAAAUUCAUGAUAAUUUUUUCAUAUGAAAUUCAUGAUAAUUAUGUCAUGUAGAAUUCAUGAUCAUUAUGUCAUAUGGAAUUCAUAAUCAUCAUGUCAUAUGGAAUUCAUGAGCAUUCAUUAGAGACCAAAAAAAAAAAAAAAAAGGAAAUUCUGAUACAAAUAUUUCAAAUAACUAUUGUACUCCACAAAAAUGAUCAAAUUAGCCAUGUGGCCCUUAAAAAAUACUGACUCCACCAGCCCUGGUUGUGUAACAGACAGGGCUUCCCCCUAAAUGUCUCUCACAACCCUGCUUGUAAAAACAGAGAGUGUUGCAUUACAAAUUUGAUUAUUAUUAUGUAAAACUUUAAAGUAUGUACCAUGUUGAAUUUUCUGACAAUAUUCAUGUCAAUUAUUUCAUAUUUAUGUAUCAUCAAUGUUUCACUUCUCUCAAUUGUAUGUCCUCUGGUUCAAGUUAUUUAGUCUCAAUUAAAUAUUUUCCAUUCAUUUAUUAUCCAACUCAGCAACUGAUUGAUGGUCUGUUGGCUGAGACUCCCAUCAAACCCGUCCCCGCCACCCCACCCCCUCGACCGGCUCGGGGAGGGACGGGCAUGGGGCAGCUGUGGGUCAAGCUGGAUGAGCUGAAGAGAGAAAAUGAUGAUCUGAAACGCCAAAGAACAAGAUCCUCAGAUGAGAAAGCAGGUUCUCCGAAAUCCCCAAAGUCACCAAAGUUUCAGCCCCCAACAGUGAGUGACGUGAUGUGCAUUGCUAAAGUUAAGAUGCAUUUAAUCUUAAAAAAAUAAGCAUUGAGUAUAAAUAAUAACAUAUGAUGCUUCACGAGCUGAUUAUAAUAAUUUUGGACAAGCCAGUGUUUUUUUUUUUGUUGGAUAUGAAGGGUAUGCUAUUUGAAGUGACCAAUGGUCGAACAUAGUGCCACACAGUAACCAGUUGGCCCAGAGGAUCCUUGUUUGAUUGGUUAUGUUGUCGUAUUAAAAGUUCAUAAUUGCAUUAUAGAGUAAACAAUAAACACAUUUUUGUUUUUAAACAAAAUAGCUUUUUAUGACUGAAGUGUCAAAUAUUUCAUUCAGGAAACAUUGUUUGUGUACAUUGCAUGUUUCUAAUAUGAUCAAUGAUCAGUAGGAAUUAGACCAAUGAAACAAGUAAAGAAAUUUUAUGUAUAAAUUGUGUUGCAUUUGAUUAUUAAAAAAGUAUAUAUUUUUUUGUCAAAGCCAGGGCAAGUAGAGGCAUUGAGUGCUGAACUCCAGAGGUCAAAGCUCGAAAUUGAUUCACUGAAGGCUCAGAUUGACAAGCUCCAAAAGACAAUAAAAGAGCAUCAGAUGGUGAACUCUAACCUUAGAGAUGACUGCAAGAGGUCAAAGGCAGCCUUAGAGGCAGCGCAGAAAUCCGCCAUGAAAGCGCGAGAGGACACCAAGAAAAUGGAGGCCAGCUUGCAGUCCGUCAAGGCCGAGUGUGAAGCAAUGAAACAAAAGUAAGAGAUGUGUCCAGAUUGAGCUGUUUUGUUGCAUAGUCUACAUCAAAAAAAAUAAUCAUUAAAUUCUUUAGUAAUGGGUAAGAAUUAUUUGGAAAUAAAAACUUAUUUAAAUUUUUCAUUAAAAUGACAAAUUGAAUUAGCGUUAUAGUCUAACACUUGGAUGGAUAGUUAAAAGAAUGUUCUCAUAUAUUGUAAUAAAUAAUAUGAAACACAGUAUAUAAUGAAAAUUAUAAUGAGAUAUACGUGUAUACAUGAAAAAAAAAAUCUGUGCUCAUUUAUAUUAUAAUAGUUUAUAAGAUUCCUCAUGUCAACUUUUAAUUUGAUAAAAUUUCAGAAUGUCCCAACCGACCCACACAACACCCACAAAACCGCCCAUCUGCAGUCCCAAGCCCAAGAUGCGCACAGACAACAGAUUAACAGAAAAUAUCAGUGAAAGAUGUCGGCCUAGCAACAUUGCAGUGGCUUACACAACUCUGGAAUCUCAGGUAACUGCAGUGGCUUACACAACUCUGGAAUCUCAGGUAACAUUGCAGUGGCUUAUACAACUCUGGAAUCUCAGGUAACUGCAGUGGCUUACACAACUCUGGAAUCUCAGGUAACAUUGCAGUGGCUUAUACAACUGUGGAAUCUCAAGUAACAUUGCAGUGCCUUAUACAACUUUGGAAUCUCAGGUAACAUUGCAGUGGCAUACACAACUCUGGAAUCUCAGGUAACAUGCAGUGGCUUAUAAACUCUGGAAUGUUAUGUAAAAGUGGUCUUUGUUUGAAACAUUUCAUGUAGAUUUUUAAAAUUUCAAACACAAAUGAUGUGUUAUGAGAUGAAAUCUGUAAAUCUGGGGUUUAUAAGUGUCGGCUAGGGUCAUUUGUUGAUUUGUUUUAUUUUGCUUUUAAUUUCAUCUGGCUGUUUGGCCAUUUGUUGUUGCUUUCUUCUUAUUGUUUCCUUCAUGUUAUUCCCCAAGUCUAAUGAUAAUAUAACCUUUGGAACAGGAAUGGAUGGAUGCCAAAGAAAAUCUUGAGGAGUUUACAGAUGAGGAAGAAACAAUCACACAAUUUUUAUGUGACAUUCUAAUGGUAAGUUAUUUAUCACUUCAGUACCGGUACUUUUUUUUAGAUAGAUUCAAAUUUUUUUUUUUUAAUCUCCUCUUAGCAGUAGCCGAAUUACAAGAGGUAAUAAACAGGUAGGUUGAAUGUUCCCAGUUGGAUGUGCUGGGCAGUUAAAAAAAACAAAAAACUAAAUACCGCAAUGAACCCCAAGGAUUAUUUAUAUAAAAUAAAUUAAUUGAAGAUAUUAUCCUAAACAUUGACAUUAUUAGUCUUUCACUUGUCUGCCCUUUUCAAGAUGAAAGUUUUUCACAAUUUAUAUAAAAUCAAUCUACAAUAAAUAUGUUUUUUUUUUUCAGAGCUCAUUCCAAGCCAGCCAAACAGCAUUGGAGAGUGUUGAGAGAGUUAUAGCUUAUGUCCUAACAAAUCCUUCCUCAGCAGUAAGUUGGUUUGUUAUACACAAUUUCAGCAUUUCUUUCCGUUUUUACAAAUAACAAUCCCCCCCCCCUCCCCAAUUUUACCACUUGAGUACAUUUAAAAUAUGUAAAAUUGUGUUAUGUCAGUAUAUGAUUGCUCAAAAGUUUUUUUCCAUGGCAAUUUCAUGUAGAGCAAUUAUGAACCCAAAUCAGUUUCCAAUAUACAAAUAGUUCAUCUCCAUGUGUAUUUCUGAGAGUAAAGCUAUCAUUUCCAUUCAUGAUGCUUUCAGUUGUCCAUGUUACCAGACAGCCACCGUUCUUGCCAGCUGCCUGAUGAGUUUGGUGACAUUGUGUGCCAGAGGCUGAGAGCGACUGCUGAUAAAUUCAACACUGACCAGGUGGCUGAGGUGGGGAUUUCUCUCUCGCAUGUGGUUUUUCUGUUGUUCUUGGUGUGAAUAAAAAAAAACAUCAUGAGUUGUUCAUACUUCUAGUUAGAUGAUGAGCGGUGCUGUAACAGAUAGAAGUGCAUGUUUUUUCAUUUAACCUCUGUCAUAUAUGCUCUGUGCGUGUUGGUGAACAGAUCAAAGACAUCGGAAAUGUUUUAUAGAUCAGUAAAAUAUUAGAAUUAGAUUAAAUUUAAGGUCAGAGAAAAAAAAAUUCCUUCUAAUUCUAAAUACUUAAAAGCAGUUACUGGUGUUCCCAAACACGUUUGAGAAUCAAUUAGACCCGUCCUCGCUCUUACAAGUUCACAAAGUUUAGGAAUCACAGAUGUGAACCACUGAAAUAAAGUAAUCAUGUUAAGGUUCUCAGUUUCCAAAAUAUAUGUCUAAACUCAGUUUGGAGCAAUGUUUCACAACCUUUUUAUCCAUACUGAGAACCCUUGGAACAAUAUUCAAAUCUCAGAGAAUAUUUGUAUACCCGGUACAUCAAGUUUUUGAUAAAUAAGAAUUAAAAUAUUUCUUUAUCUUGUAAUGGUAAGUGUCGAAUCUCUGGUGUGAUAUGUUAUAAAAAACUAGGGUAAUGGGGAAUCCAGUUUGAGGAAUCCUGGUUGAGAGAGUAAAAGCACAGAUAUAUCAAUUAGUAAAAAUCAAAUACAAAGAUAUUUUUAACAAAUGUAUGAAUGUGAUAUUUUUUACUACUUUAAUUUUUCUCAUUUUUUCAGCUGGCCAAAACCUAUUGCAACAGUUCUUCCCCUAUCUUCUCAACCUUGUCCAACCCAUCAGUGCAAAGAUAUCUCCAUCAGUGUUGUGCCCUAACGUGGCAGAUGGCCAUUCAGAAACCACAGAUGAAGCUUCAUGUCACAGACACUAGAUUUGACCCUGCCCACCAUCAACUCUGGUGGUCAUGCAACAAGACCCAGGCCAGGCAGAUAGACUACUUUAUUUGGCCAGUUUUGUAUGAUUACGAGGAUGGCAACUUGAUGGUCAAAGGUUGUGUACAUGCAAGUUGAUCGGUCUGCCCCUCUAUCUGGCCAUUGUUGGACAACUAUUAGGAUGGACCCUUAAUGGUCAAAGGUUGUGUGCCUGCAAGCUGACCUGUCUCAGAAAUAACACAUUUAAAAUCUAAAUUGAUCCAGCUACUUCAUAUUUUAAUAAGUAAUUGGAUGUUUUAGUUUAUGAACAAGACAAGACUGGUCAUAAGUGGAAAGAGCAAUGUUAAAAAUAUGAAAUGAAAACUCUCAAAAGUUAUUAAUGAACUUAAAUCACUUUUGUACUUAAAUUGAUGUGUUUUUAAACAAAUUUUCUAUUAAAGUGUAAUUUUAUAUUUCCUCAAAGGUGCUAAGGUUUAGGCAAACAAACUUUGGCGUUCUGCAUGAUAAUCAGGAACUGCUGGGCUUUAUAUGUGUGUGUAUGAACAAAUGGUAUUUAUUUGUAUAAACAUUCUCUGUGUGCUGUAUUCAUGCAGAAUAAACAUAAUUCGUUUUCUACUCUGAAAUCUUGUGGGUAUACAGAAUCAUUCUUCUUGUAAAAGCAUUAGAACGCAAGGAUAUUUUCAAAAUCAAUAUAUCUCAGGUCUACCAUCAGUAUUUCCAGACAGGAAUAAUUUCAAACCAAUUGUUGACCAAUCCACUAUAAAAAAUGUAUGAGAGGAACGCGGUAAGCAUAUGUCCAAGUUCUUACAAAAAACCUAAAAUAUCAGUGAAGGGACAAACUCUCCAAGUAUUAGAACAAUUCACAUAUUUGAGCAGCACCCUCUCCAGGUCAGCAAGAAUAGAUGAGACCAAUAACCAAACUUCCAAAGCAAAUUCUGCAUUUGGAAGGCUCCGCAGGAGUGUAUGGGAGCGAAGGGGUCUCAGUCUUGUCACUAAGCUGAAGGUUUAAUAUGGUGCAAGCAUAUAACAUCAAUCCUAUAAACUAACGAGACGUGGACAGUGCUCAGCAGACAUGCUAGACAGCUAAACCAUCUUCACCUACGCUGCCUAUGCCUUGGCAUAAGAUGGCAGGACAGAAUCCCUGAUGCAGAGCUCCUCCAAUGGGCCGAUUGUAUCAGCAUCCACACGUUCCAACAGAAAGGACAAGCCAGGUGGGCAGGGCAUGUCGCAAGAAUGCCAGACAUCAGAGUUCCCAAACGAAUAAUGUUCUGUGAACUCUUCAGUGGGAAACCCUCAGUUGAUGGGUAGAAAAAACGCUUCAAGGACUGUCUAAAAGCUUCAUGUAAAUCCAUGGACAUUGACCUCGAUUUGUGGGAGACACUUGCCAUCAUCUGUGAAAGGUGCCGUGGCAGGCUCACUGUGUGAUCAAAAUCCUUCAAAGUCAAUGGUGCCAUUGUUCUUUUAAUCACAAAUCCUCACACUAAACUGAUGUUCCGAUUCCACACUGCAAGCAAGGGGGGUGCUCGAAAUUAUUGUUUUAAAUGUUAGUGUUUCCUAUGUCAAAGAAAUAACGCAUGCACAAUGACCCGCAGUUUUGUAAGAAAGAGAGAUAAAAUGAGUGGUUAAAUACUAAAUACUAUGACACAUAAUUUAUCAAUUCUAUUAUUUCUUAAUUUAGUACGUACAUUUUCUAUAUUUAUAUACACUGAAAUGGAAAUAAUAAAACUAAAAUGAACACAUAAUGACCUUAUGGAUUUUAAAGUUUUUUUUUUUUUAGCAGUAGGGAAUGACAGCUGGUCUAUGACUAUUAGAGAAUAAAUGAGAUGAGAAAUCAAAAGUACCUUAGCAAAUAAAGUUUGAGCGACUGAUGGUGACGGGUCAUUCAGCUAUCUGAGGCUGGAGACAUUUUAAUUAUUGGACACCUUAUACAUAAAUCUGUUGUCCUAUCAUAUCAUUGAAAUAAAAUU